AUGGCUACCCCCAGUGUUCUUACCUUUGAUGCUGAGGGUCGUGCUGUUGACUUUGAGGUCUGGGUCGAUGACCUCCAGCUGUUCCUACAAUGCGAUAGGGCAGACGGACUCUCCCUGUUCGAUCUCACCUCUGGUGCUUCCCCUGCCCCGCCUGCUGAUGCUGACAGCACUGUUCGCUCACAGUGGGCCACACGCGAUGCUGCUGCCCGUCUUGCUGUGCGUCGCCACUUACCGACCACUGAGCGCACGCACUUUAGCCAGUACAAGAGUGCUCAGACCUUGUACGAUGCUGUAGUUGCACGCUACUCUUCCCCUGCCACUGCUGCGCUGAGCCGCCUCAUGCAACCGUACCUCUUCCCUGACCUUGCUGCCUUUCCCACAGUCGCUGACCUCUUUACCCACCUCCGCACUAGUGACACUCGCUACCGCGCUGCGCUUCCUGCUGAGGACCACUUCCUCUCAAUUUGCCCCACCACACUCACCGUUGACCUCCUCGAGGAGCGCCUCCUAGCAGCAGAGAAGAGCAUAGUCACUGUAGGAGCCUCUCGUGGUGACCCUCGCACCCCCGUCUUUGAGGGGUGUUCCCCUUCCCCCCUCUUGCCCUCUGUUGCUUUUGCUGCUGCGGCCGACCUCGUUGGUUUCGAGUCGGUCGGCGCUGCGUCUGCCCCUAGCGGGAGACGCUGCACCGGCAAGGGCAAGGGGGGCAAGGGCGCUGGAGGGGCUGCGGGGGGCGGUGGAGGUGGUGGUGGAGGCAGUGGACGGGUUGGGGGUGGUGGUGGGAGUGGUGGCGGGGGUGGCGGUGUCGGUGGCAGCAGUGGAGGCGGAGGAGGCAGCGGUGGUGGCGGAGGGAGCGGAGGCGGCGGAGGUGGCAGAGGCGGCGGAGGUGGCGGAGGCGGCGGAGGUGGCGGAGGCGGCGGCAUCAGCGGUGGAGCUGGUCGAGGCUCUGCGUAG
This is a messenger RNA of Closterium sp. NIES-65, 951 nucleotides long. The record is from the annotation of a GenBank genome assembly. NCBI's taxonomy places the organism in Eukaryota, Viridiplantae, Streptophyta, Zygnematophyceae, Desmidiales, Closteriaceae.